Messenger RNA from Gongylonema pulchrum, 924 nucleotides. The record is from the annotation of a GenBank genome assembly. NCBI's taxonomy places the organism in Eukaryota, Metazoa, Nematoda, Chromadorea, Rhabditida, Gongylonematidae.
AUGGGUACUGUAUUCAAAAGGGGAAAAAUACGGACUUCUCGAGAUCGUAUAGAUUUCCUUGCUUCGAUUGUUCAAGCACCAUUAGAAGUGCAUCAUUCUUUGGCCGACUUAGAAGUACCAGCGUCAAAACGAUUGCCUCACUCCAGUGGCGCACGUUUUCUUUCAACAUGCAAUUGUGGCCAUUCUCAAGCACUGCGCAAUGAUCCCUUCACACUCAAGGAAGCGAAUUAUGAUUUCUACAUGCAGUCUCACUUCGAAUGUUGCCAAGAUUUUGAACGCUACGAAUUUGAAGUAUUUGAACAAGAAGCCACUGAGGGAAAAUUGGAUGAUGUGGAGUCGUUGGAUGAAUCGCUCGUCUCGCCGAAACAAAGUCUUGUACAGUCUGUCUAUUCGGUGGUCGAAGAGGAUCUGGAAAUGCUUUUGGAUAGGGAUAAUCGUCUGGAAGUUGACGAAUUGCAUCGUGAUUCUCCUUUCAAAAUUACUGUGGGAUUCCAUCAUGGAAGAACUUACUUGCGCUUGGAAAGGGUUGGGGUAAAUUCCGGUAUUUCAGCGGAAGAUCUGGAAAUUGACGACGAAGAAACGGCAGUGAUGGAGGAGAAGAAGGAUGUUGUGGAAGAAAAAGAUGAGCCACAACAGUUAGCGGUAGAGGAUGAAGAUGACGAGGAUCCGGAGUUGACAAAGCUUGUUGAGCCGUCUGGAAUACGACAUCUCAAAGCGCAUAUGGAUGAAUAUACAGAUGUGUGGUCAGAUGAAGAUGAAGACGAAGAUGUGCGAUCUGAAGGUGGAGAGCGUGCCCCUUCAUAUCUGGACAUGGCCGAGGAAGUGCAACCACGAGAGGAGCCGAAUACGGAGAUCGCAAAGAAGCUGCAUACUUCGGCCAUAAGCUUUGAGGAAGAACUGGCCCAACUGAAGAAACUGUGCAGA